Molecule: messenger RNA, 1176 nt
Organism: Phragmites australis (common reed)
Lineage: Eukaryota; Viridiplantae; Streptophyta; Magnoliopsida; Poales; Poaceae
Exons: 9
Coding region: 112-1071 (319 amino acids)
Source: RefSeq, a predicted model, not a curated record
GGUUUUGUCACGGCUUGCGAAGGUUGGAUGGGAGAGAGGACGGCCUCAGCUCUCUCUUCCUCCAGCUCACGGAUCAAGCACCAGUGAGCGAGAAACAAACCUCAAAAAGCCAUGGCCAUGGGGCUCCCCGGCCUCCGCUGCUGCGACCUCGCCGCGCGUGGCCCGCUCCCUCUUCCUCCCCUGGGCCCCGCCCUCCCGCGCAGGCCUCCUCCGCGCGCCUCCCCUCUCCGCUACUCCUCUCUCCAAGCCCCAGCUGGGGACAGUAUUGGGGAUGAAGUCCUGCGCAUGUUCCUUGAAGAGAGGCAGCUACACGGCGAUUUCGUCACGAAAAUCUCUGACAUGGUUUGGAGGAGAAAUGGCGCAAAUGUUGAUGUGUUAGAGGCGACCUCGGGUCUAGAAAAUGCUGCAAAUGUUGCGCAACCUGAUGUCAGGGAAGAAGUUACCGGCGAGGGAGUCUUGAGGCUAGCGGCGACCAGAGAUUGGGUAUCCGGUGAGAGCGACCUGCCUGUCAGAAAGAGGCUUUCUGCUAAGGAUAGACAGAAUGACAGCGACAAAAGGAAGGAACUCAACCUUCUGAAAUAUGAAGCACUCAAGGAUGAAUUGUUGCUCCUGACCACUGGAAUUGGAGCAGCAUGUAGUUUAUACUGUCUCCUGGUCUUUUCUCUUGAGGCUGCUAUCAGUUAUGCUUUUGGAGUUGCUUUCAGUUGUUUGUAUCUUCAACUUCUGUAUCGGCACACAGACAACCUGUCAAAGGAAGAUAUUCCAGAAAUUUUUCUGAAGAAGAAGGUGAAGAAAAUUGGCAUCACAAGCGAAGAUUUGAAGAAUACAAUAGAGAAGACCCUGGGUGGCACUUCAGUAGCCCUAUCAUCCCCAAGGCUUGCGAUUCCUGCUAUGAUUUUUGGAUUGUCAGCUAUAUCAGAUCACUUCCAGAACAGCAUUUUCAGUUUUCAGCUUGUUCCAGGCAUGAUGGGUUUCCUUGCAUACAAGGCUGCAGCUUUAGUACAAGUCUACAGAGAUAACGAGGACCUCCGAUUGAUACUUCCUGAAGAUGAGGACAUUGACAGCAGUUGAAGUGUACCAGUGAGAGAUUCUAUUAACCUAGUUGUUGAUAAAUACAGAACAGAUUGGUGGACCACUCGUGCUUCAGUUUUGAAUAAAAUUUCUCUCUUCAGGCGA